GAAUUGUGAUAAGCUAACCACUGUAAUUACAACCGUAAUCAGUCAGAUUGAAAUUUAAAAAAUGUUUUUUGAUCAAAUCAACUCUUGUAUUUAAAUUUGUUAUUAUUCUUAAUUUGUAAUUUAUAUCUUCAAUUUUUUAGAUUAAGAAUAUAGAAAAUAAAAAAUUUGGUCAGAAGAUAUUUGUAUAAAGUCGACAUAAACUCUUUUGAUGGAUAGCUUUGAGCCUAUCUGUAGAGGAACUCCGGCUGCUUAUGAGGAUGUGGUGGAGGUAACUGUUAGUGAAAAUAAUGCACGAAAGGAAAUUUUGGACUUUAUAGAUAAAGAAGAGAUAGCAGCUGAGAGUAAAAAAGAAAUUCCAGUUAAGCUAUAUAGAAAAAUAAUUCCCAUGAUGGUCGUUUACACAAAUAAUGGACAGCACAAAUCAUACAAAAAAGCCAGAGGUAUUUGGUCCAAAACACCUGCAGAUUGGCCGCCUGAUGUACCUUUCGAAGAUCCCAAUAAUCCGAAAGGUGGAGAAAAGCCUAGGAAAUCAACGCUCCUUAAAAUGUUUACUUAUCUAAAGAAUAAAGUUAAGGGAAUAGAAAUGAACCGAUCGGAAAAACCUCUGAGCGAGCUGUAUGAAACUGCAUAUACUGUUCAAAUACAAGAGCAGGAUGCUCAUGAUCAGUUUCCUUAUACAGUUGUUAGCUGUGAUAACUAUUUAGUACAGAGCGAUGAUCUACAAUGGGAUAUCCUAAAGAGAAUAGGACUUAAGUUGGAAGAAAUAAAGAAUUCGGACAAACGAUUACCUGAUGACCAGCAUCAAAUCCUGAGUAGAUGCCACAAGCUUCUGUCUAUAUGUUUUGAAUACAACAAAAAAGAUGUUUUAAAAAAAGCCAGCGAAAUGGAAUUAUGUUUAGAUCAUGUAUAUUAUAACACUGGGGAAGAUACUUUAAAUAUAAGCGUAUGGAAAAACUUUGUAAUAAAUGCUGUAAACAAAGGACAGAAUUCUGAUAGUUCUGACGGAACUGAAAAAAAUUUCCCCGAAUCAUCCACCUAUUCAGUUGACGAUAGAGAAAUGCCAUCGCAAUCCGAAUCUCCGAGUCCAGAUCCUAACUUGGCCUCUCCUUUAAGGAAGAGAAGAAAAAAAUAA
Molecule: messenger RNA, 1132 nt
Organism: Dimorphilus gyrociliatus
Lineage: Eukaryota; Metazoa; Annelida; Polychaeta; Dinophilidae
Source: the annotation of a GenBank genome assembly